AUGCUACAGCAAAUGGACAUAUUUGACUCAAGUCCUAAAAUGAUUAAAGUUACCAGUAAAGACUAUGAUGUAGCUGCUCGUGUAGCUGAAGUCCUCCAAGCACAUUUCAAUUAUGUGCAACAUGGUUUGGUGGAAACUACCUACACUUUCACUUAUUUGUAUGAAUCUCAACGAGAACGAUCAACUAUCAACUCUAGGAUGCCAGCUCUCACAAAAUUAUCACACGCACUUUUAAGACGAUUGAUCGAUUUUUUUGGUACCAAGAUCGAGGCCCAUGCCAACAAUCUUCGUGAACAACAGGAAAUUAGGAAAGGCGAGGCAAAGGAUCUCAUUAUGAAACUGCAAGAAAUAUAUCCUGAUCUAGAUGUGAAUGCUGCGACGAUUGAAUCUGUUGCAGAGGAGGAGGAUGACACUUCCCCUGCUACACCAUUACGUCAGGACAGCACAAUCGAUGAUAGUGGAAUUGCAGAAAUUGCUCAAAGUGUACCGUCAAAGACGAUGAAUGGGAGCACAUCAGCAACAGAGGACAAUAUUGGAGCAGAACCGGCUUCGGCGACUGUAGCAGAUUCUUCUCAUGCGGCGACAAAGAGGACAAGGCAAGGUUUUUUUGGCAUCUUCGGCAACUUUUUUGGUAUUUUGUCUCGUCGUAGUCAAAGUGAGCAAUCAAACGUGUCAAUUCGUGAACAUGUUGAAGAGCAGGCAGAAAGUGACAAAAUUUCAAUGAGAGAGGCAUACAGAAAUGGUAAUCCGAGCUCUAUUACUAGGAAAAGAACCGUCUCAGAGGAAGUGUUCAUUGCAGAGCGGGCGGCUUUACAAGCCAAAGUGGAGUUACAAGAGGCAACGCUUUCCGCUCAAAGUGACACAAUCUCACAGCUUAGUGACGCAAUCUCACAGCUUAGUGACACAAUCUCACAGCUUAGUGACACAAUCUCACAGCUUCAUUCACAAUGCGCUUGUACGGUUUGUUUGGAACUCGCAUACAGACCACAUGUGCUUUCCCCCUGUGGUCACGUAUUUUGUGCUCGUUGUCUUGUGUUGUGGUUCAAAGAGGCAUUGCCAGAUGAGCCACCGUUCGCUCCGUAUCUGACAGAAGAGCAAAGGCUAGAGGAACAACAACGUCGGACAUUACGACGUAAAAAGCUUUGUCCGCAUUGUCGUGUAAGAGUUCAAGCCAGACCAGCAGAAGUUUGGAUGAUCAAAGGUUUGGUAAACAAGCUUGAUGAAAGUAUACGAUCAGGUCAAGGCAAUGAUAAGGACACAGACAUUUCAAAUAGCACCUCUUCUACAGACGCAAAAGCAAAGGAAGCUCGAGGCAAAAACCUGAAAGCAGGCACGGCACUUUGGGACACAAUUUUUCCACACAAUGAUGAUUGA
Meira miltonrushii is the source of this 1374-nucleotide messenger RNA. RefSeq lists its product as uncharacterized. Gene Ontology annotation, molecular function: ubiquitin-protein transferase activity. Bases 1 to 1374 code for a protein of 457 amino acids. The record is from RefSeq and is a predicted model, not a curated record. The transcript has a single exon. Gene Ontology annotation, biological process: protein autoubiquitination. Lineage: Eukaryota; Fungi; Basidiomycota; Exobasidiomycetes; Exobasidiales; Brachybasidiaceae.